AUGGCCAGCUGGCAACAUGGAGGCCAGGUCUGGGAGUCACUGAUGGAAUUGCUGACGUCCGUGGGGAACUACAGCCGUUACCGGUGGCGCUUUGCUGAGUGCAUGGGCUUUAAGUUCCUCAAGUACCUGGUGGCUGUCCACGUGGCCCACCCCGACCGGCUGGACCGGGCGCACAAGUGCCUCAAUGGGAACAAGAUGCAGCAGCUGUUCAGCAUUCUCAGUGAGCUGGCCAUGGUUCAGAGCAUCCACCUGCCCUUUGAGGCCAACCCUGACCUCCUCAACCUGCUCAUGGUCUCCCUGGAAUCUUGUACAUAUGCCAAUAAGCUUGGAGGGGCACUGUGGGCAGUUGAGAUACCACUGAAAUCUGUCAUGGUGGUUCGCAUUGAUGUCAACAAAGAUGCUUUGACCAAAGGACUCUCGGUUAUUGGGUUUCUGGCCAGCUGUAAUUUCCAACUGACUAGGUGGUAUUCUCGUUGCACGCUGCAAAAUUCAGGACCAAACAUCACAGUUUGUUUAAAGGUCUGCAUGAAAGAUGCUGUAAGUAAAUUGCAAGCAUGUAAUGGGCAGCUGCCUGCACGCCUAAUAGUGUACCGUGACAGCAUUGGAGAUGGACACAUGAAGAUGGUGGUGAACUUUGAAGUCCCACAGAUAUUAAGUGCCCCCGAUGAGUGCAAUGGUGGCUGCAGAAGAGCCAAACUAUCGGUGGUUGUGGUCAGGAAGAAAUGCCUUCAUCGUUUCAACAGAAGUUUGCAAAACCCUCUCGUUGGGACAGUUAUUGACACGGAGGCUACUCGACCUGAAUGGUACGACUUCUUCUUAAGUAGCCAACUUGCUCACCAGGGCACUGUCAAUCCCACAUACUACAACAUGGUUUAUGAUGAUAAUGGAUUCAAGCCAGACCAUAUACAGCAUCUUACCUAUAAGAUGUGCCACACCUACUGCAACUGGCCUGGCCUAAUCAGAGUGCCAGCACCAUGCCAGUAUGCCAACAAGCUGACUUUCUUGGUGGGCCAGAGCAUCCACAGAGAGCCAAGCCUGGCACUCGCCGACAAACUUUUCUAUUUGUGA
Podarcis muralis (Common wall lizard) is the source of this 1068-nucleotide messenger RNA. NCBI's taxonomy places the organism in Eukaryota, Metazoa, Chordata, Lepidosauria, Squamata, Lacertidae. The record is from RefSeq and is a predicted model, not a curated record.